Messenger RNA from Rubroshorea leprosula, 1026 nucleotides. NCBI's taxonomy places the organism in Eukaryota, Viridiplantae, Streptophyta, Magnoliopsida, Malvales, Dipterocarpaceae. The record is from the annotation of a GenBank genome assembly.
CCCACCUCUCUUUUUUCUUCUUGUCCAAUUCAAAAAUCAACCUAGAAGAUCCGGAAGAUUCUGGAUCAUAUCUGCCGGAUCGUGCUUUCCAAACUGUCAGAUUUUCCAAAGCAUUUCUUGUAUUGUGUUGACAUGGCCUUGUAUUUAAAACUCCUCCUUUCAUCCUCCUUUUCCCUCAUCUCCCUGUUCCGCUGUCAAUCCCGCAAAUACCAUGGGUAUGGGUAUGGCUGCAGAGACCCAGUUUCAUGUUUUGGCCGUUGAUGACAGCCAGUUUGAUAGAAAAUUGAUUGAAAGGCUUCUCAAGAUUUCUUCUUAUCAAGUUACUGUUGUGGAUUCAGGAAGUAAGGCAUUGGAGUUACUGGGUUUGUAUGAAGAUGAAGAAAGAAAUUCAAACUCUGCAUCUGUUUCUCCUUAUCAUAAUCUUCGUCGAGAUCAUGUAGAAGUUAAUCUGAUUAUUACAGAUUAUUGCAUGCCAGGAAUGACAGGCUAUGAUCUCCUAAGAAAGAUUAAGGAAUCUGAAUCCUUAAAAGACAUCCCAGUUGUGAUCAUGUCCUCGGAGAAUGUCCCAUCAAGAAUUAACAGAUGUUUGGAAGAUGGAGCUGAAGAUUUCUUUCUGAAACCAGUUCAAUUAUCGGAUGUAAAGAAGCUGAAGCCUCAUUUGAUGAAAGGAAGAUAUAAAGAAGAAACAGAUCAUCAACAAUUCAAUAGCAACAAAAGAAAGAGCAUUGAAGAAAUUGAUUCAUCUACUGAUAGAACAAGAUGCAGAUACAAUGAUGAGUUGGAUACUGAUACAUCAUGAUAUCAGUUUUAUUAAUAUUUGGGGGCUAAUGCUGAUGAUCACUAACUUGCUAUGCUCAUGGAAAAGGAAAAUAUUCAUUCUUAUUAAUUAGGGAUUUCUUAGGGAUUUUGUGUAAAACCUACUCUUUUUUUUAUUCUUUUCUUUUCUCUUCUCUUCAUGUAUAGAAAUUUUUGGUUUUCACAUCAUAGUUUGAUUUGAAAGAAGAGAAAUGAAAUGGAAAAGGGAAA